AUGAAGGCUUUGGAGAAGAACAGCUGCAUCCUUUUGCUCUUUGCACUUAAUCUGAGAGGCAUCUGCUCCUCCUUUGUCAACGUCAACCGUGGGGUGAAAGUGAUGAAGGGUCAGUCUGUCUUCCUGUCGCAAGAGGACUUGCAGUUUUCCAUCCCCAGAGAGAAAGAUGCUUGCAAAGUAGAAGUGGUUAUGAAUGAGCCAAUAACACAGAGGGUUGGGAAGCUAACCCCACCGGUAUUUGAUUGUCAUUUUCUUCCCAAUGAAGUCAAGUACGUUCACAAUGGCUGCCCAAUCCUUGAUGAAGAUUUAGUCAUGCUGAGAUUAUAUAGAUUUACGGAAACAGAAACAUUCACAGAAAUAUUUACCCUUUGUGUUCAGUUACUUGAACCAGACUGUAAUAUCAUCCAAAUGAGCUCAAGUGCUUUGGAGGUCCCUGAGUUUCAUGGCCUGUCUAAUGUCAUUAAUAAGAACAUAAUUACUUUGAACUAUAACAAAAAGAUAAACCUGGAGUGCACCAUUAGCCUGAUUUCCUUAGAAAUGUUUCUACCAGCCCAUGGUCAACUUGUUACUGGAGAAAUUAAAGACAAAGAACCUCGUGGAGACCAACCUCAUAGCUUUUUCCCAGAAUCUGAACACAGGACAGGUGAACAGUGCUCAACUGGGAGCUGUAUUUCAGGCCUGAAGACUAUUCAAAACACCAGAAUGAGCUGUGAGGAUUUUCUUCUGAUGGAUCUUAGAUAUCAGCACUUGGAUCCCCCUUCACCUAAUGUUGAUUACAUUCCGAUCAGACUGGAUCUCACUGAUAGCAGAAGCAAGACUGUGUACAAGUCUGAGCAUGCUUGGCUUCCUGUUCAGAUCAGAGGUGCAAUUUCUAAUCAAGCCCCUCAAGCUGCCUUCAUGGCUAUGUUCAUCUUGGAAGUUGACCAGUUUAUUCUGAGUCCCUUUUCAACAGCCAUAUUGGAUGCCGAAGACAGUGAAACACCCAAAUCUCUACUAGUGUUCAACAUUACCAAACCACCCCAAGAAGGCUAUUUCACUCAUCUGCAAGACCACACAAAGCCUAUCUCAUCCUUCACAUGGAGUGACCUUAAUGAUAUGCUUAUAGCGUAUCAGCCUCCAAACUGCAGUCAUUCAGAAAGGAGAAAUUAUGAGGUAGCGUUUGAAGUUCAUGAUUUCUACUUUGAAAGAAGUUCACCAAUUACUGUUUAUAUCUCUGUUAGAACAGCAGAUACAAAUGCUCCCCGGGUUUCAUGGAAUACAGGUCUUGAUCUCCUGGAAGGACAGUCUCGUCCUAUAACAUGGGAGCAGUUUCAAAUUGUGGACAAUGAUGAUAUCAGUGGUGUCCGCAUAGUCACUGUUGAUGGUUUACAGCAUGGACAGCUCACACUAAGAGGGGGAAAAGGAUUCAUGUUCACAGUUUCAGACCUUAAGGCUGGUGUUGUUCGUUACCACCACGAUGACAGUGAUUCUAUAAAGGACUACAUUGUCUUUAGGAUCUUUGAUAACCAACACAGCAGUCGCCACAGAUUUCCAAUUAACAUUCUGCCUAAAGAUGACAGCCCCCCUUUCCUCAUCAGCAAUGUUGAAAUAGAGGUGUAUGAAGGGCAAGCUAUUCUGAUCCAAGGUUCCAUGCUUCAAGCCUCUGACACAGACUCUAGUGAUGACUACAUACUCUUCAAUGUCACCAAGCCAUCACAAGCAGGAGAAAUCAUUAAGAAGCCUGGACCAGAACUCUUUGGUUACCCAGUGACUAAAUUUCUUCAGAAAGAUUUGUUUAAUGGGAUAAUUUACUACCAUCACUUAGGAGGAGAAAUAUUUGAAGAUUCAAUUGAAUUCAUUCUGUGUGAUAGCCACGACCCUCCCAAUCUUUCCGAUAGUCAGGUGGUAAUAAUACACAUAAUCCCUGUGGAUGAUCAGCUUCCCAAAGAAGCUUCUGGAGUGAGCCGCCAUUUAACCGUCAAGGAAACUGAGAUUGCUCAUCUAACUAAGAAACAUCUGAAUUACAUAGACAUCGAAGCACAGGAAAGGGAGCUCAUCUACAACAUAACUUCACCGCCUUUCUUUUUAUCCAAACACUCCCACACAGAUGCUGGGAAAUUGUUUUUAAUAGACAGCAUUCCUAAGCUGAUCAAGGAUCCUGCUACGCCAGUACUGAGAUCGUUCACUCAGCAUGCUGUAAAUCACAUGAAAAUUGCCUACAUGCCACCUUUGCAAGAUAUUGGUCCUGAGCCUCAGUAUAUUCAGUUCAAGUUUUCAGUCCGCAAUCAACAUGGUGGAGCUUUAUAUGGACUCUGUUUCAACCUUACUGUUCUUCCAGUGGACAAUCAAGCUCCAGAGGUGUUUACAAGCAACUUGAAAGUAGAAGAAGGGGGCCUAUGCUUAAUUACAGAUGCCCACAUUCUGAUUUCGGAUGCAGAUACCAAACUGGAAAACAUUCGCAUCUACCUCCUGAGACCACCUCUCCACGGGAUGGUUGAAGUGGAUGGAAUUCCUAUGAAUCAAGGGGACCAGCUGACAUAUGAAGACCUGCACAAGUCCAAAGUCAAAUAUCAUCACAAUGGCUCAGAGAUCCCAGAGGAUGACAUCCUGCUUGUAGCUACAGAUGGUGUCAACGCCUUAGAAUUUGUCCUACGUGUUAAGGUGAUGCCUGUAAAUGAUGAACCUCCUGUCAUGAAAGCUGAUCUCAUUCCCUUCAUGCAGUGUCCAGAAGGUGAUGCAGUGUCCAUCACAUCAGCAUAUCUUUUUGCCACUGACGCAGAUAGUGAUGACAUGAAACUAAUGUUCAUGCUUGCUCGGCAUCCUAAACAUGGGCUUGUGAAGAAAGAUGGAAUUGUGGUGGAUCGUUUUCUCCAAGCAGAUGUUAUUUCUGGAGCAGUGGUGUACGAACAUACAAGUAAGUGAGGCCAGGGGCGUAACGAU
Molecule: messenger RNA, 2919 nt
Organism: Hemicordylus capensis (graceful crag lizard)
Lineage: Eukaryota; Metazoa; Chordata; Lepidosauria; Squamata; Cordylidae
Product: FRAS1-related extracellular matrix protein 1-like
Exons: 15
Coding region: 1-2901 (966 amino acids)
Source: RefSeq, a predicted model, not a curated record